CUUAAAUCAAGUGAUAAUCGCCGCAAGUGUUGAGACAAUUGUCGCAAAGAAUGCCGGAAUCGGAAAACUUUUCGUUUGACCGCAAGUUCUUGAAGCGGUUCCUAAGGAUACUGACCGUAAUCCUGAGGGGAAAGUCAUCUAUGAUUAUACUAUACCUGCUAUUCGUGACCAUACUAUACGAAACUGCGGCCUAUAAUAUAGGUAUGCUAACCGGCACCUACUAUAAGGCGUUGGGGGAAAGGGAUUUGACGGAGUUCUGGCAGCAGACCAUCAAAGCGCUGGUUCUGAUUGCAGUGAUAGCUCUGCUGAAGAGUAUCCGGGAUUACAUCGCGUCGUCGGUGUACUUGGAGUGGCGCCGACAGCUCACCGAUCGGCUACUGUCCCGCUAUAUGCAGGGGUUGGCCUACUAUGAGCUGAACGUAUUGUCGGCGGACAGGCGUCGCGACAAUUUGGACCAACGGCUCACUCAAGACGUGGACGUGUUUUGCCGUAAAUUGUCUACAAUUAUAGCGGAUCUCAUUGUGUGGCCAUUCCUGUUAGCCUUCUAUACAUACCGUUCCGUCGAAGUGGUCGGAUAUAUAGGACCAGUGGGUUGUUUAGUGUUCUUCCUGGUGAGCACCGGCAUCAACAAGUGGUUGAUAUCACUAGUGCUUCAUCAGGUGUACCAUCAACAGCGGGCUGAAGGCUACUACCGGUUCCAACACAUGCGGGUGCGCACCAAUGCCGAGGCAAUAGCUCUGCAGAGGGCCGGUAGCUUUGAAUUGCACCGAACUUUUGGUCUAUUUGGACGACUAUUGGCAAUACAGGAACGCCUUAUUUUGAGGGAAUUGUCGCUCAACGUGUCAGUGAAUUGGUUUGACUACUUGGGAAGUAUUGUGGCCUUUAUUAUACUAUACUUCCCGGUGUUUGGGGGCAAAUGGGACUACAUGUCAGGCCCGCAGUUGUCUCAACUCGUAUCCCAGUCCACGUUUGUCACCAUAUAUUUGAUUAACGUGUUCACCCGGCUUAUAGACACCGCCACCACAUUCACAGACAUUGGCGGCACUGCCCAUAGAAUUGGCGAAGUGCUCGAGUGGUUAGCUGCCAGCACCGGAGGUGUCAGUGGACAGGGAGUGCAUGUGAGACACUCAGAGGACAAUGAGUUAUCAGACGUGUAUAAUAUGGACGAUAGGGAGGAAUCCCGGCCCGCAUUACGACUCAAACAGUACUUUAAGUUCACGAAUGUGUCGAUACGAGUGCCUCAUAGCGAGCGGUGCUUAAUAAGAGGCCUGUCAUUUGCGGUGGACAGGGAGGACAGGCUAUUGAUUGCGGGUGAGAGCGGCUCAGCAAAGACGUCAAUCGUACGGGUGCUGAGAGGGUUGUGGAGAGAGUCGGAGGGUCGAGUGGACAGGUAUUUGCCAUUUGAUGAGCCAAAAGUGGUGUUGUUUUUACCGCAAAAGCCGCUGCUGUUGACUACCGGUUCCCUACUUGAGCAAAUAUCAUACCCACUGCGCACCCACACAGACCCUGAGCACGGGGUGGACGACCAGACACGUGACCUAAUCACGCAUUACAUGAAUUAUCUCGACUUAAACCCUGUAUUGGAAAGGGUUGGCCAUCGGGUAGACAGGGAUAUGGGCCCCGACUGGAACUGGACGGACUGCCUGUCGCCCGGAGAACAGCAGAGGCUUUGUUUUGUCAGACUUUUCUUUCACCACCCGGUGCUGGCAGUGCUCGACGAGUCUACCAGUGCUGUCAGUAUGGGAAUGGAGCGUAAGAUUUACGAGGAGUUACAGCGUCUGGAGAUCGGGUAUGUCUCGUGCGGUCAUCGCCAGAGUCUCUAUGAGUAUCACAAUAGGGUGUUGAGGGUCAGGGAGGCCACGAGUCCACUCAAUUCAGCCGAUAAUGAGUACAGUAUUGAAGAUAUAAAAUAG
Oppiella nova is the source of this 1913-nucleotide messenger RNA. The record is from the annotation of a GenBank genome assembly. Lineage: Eukaryota; Metazoa; Arthropoda; Arachnida; Sarcoptiformes; Oppiidae.